Molecule: messenger RNA, 303 nt
Organism: Cooperia oncophora
Lineage: Eukaryota; Metazoa; Nematoda; Chromadorea; Rhabditida; Trichostrongylidae
Source: the annotation of a GenBank genome assembly
CUGACAUGCCCAUUCAUCCACAGUGACCUAGAAAGUAGUACAAGUUCCUUUCGAGCUCAUAGUCCUUUCAUCAGAGUCAUUAUUGCUCAUUCAGCGUUCGAAAUCGGCGUGAUCAGUCUCGAAUCGGAAAGUGAUCUCGACGUGGCUCGAGCGCUUAUUCAGAAGCUUCUUGAUGAUCAUCCUUGUCUGCCGUAUGAACCUUCAAAAGAAUGGCGAUUUCUUGAUUAUGUCACAGAAUGCCGAGUAGGGCAACGUUUACGUAGAAGUGUCACAGCCACAGGAACGAGUUUCAAUUAUCUCUGA